Messenger RNA from Neolamprologus brichardi, 1105 nucleotides. The record is from RefSeq and is a predicted model, not a curated record. Lineage: Eukaryota; Metazoa; Chordata; Actinopteri; Cichliformes; Cichlidae.
CUGGUGUCCCAUUCUUUUGCCUCACUCAGUAGUAACAUCUGUAACUGUUUUAGAGCUAUCCCAAACUCAGUAGCACUACUGUCCCGCUGCGGCUUCCGUAGGGUACAGUGGCGUUAAAAUGGCUGCUCCUGUUGACAACGAUUUGAUUGAAAGCGAUUUGCCCAAAGCUGUAGAGCUGCUGAAUAAUCUCACUGAACAGGUGGCCUCGGUGACGGGUCUUGUCCGUGAGCUGCUGACUAAAGUCAAAGAUGGGGCAUUGGAAACGUCGAAGGGUUUGUCUUUUUUGGACCUUCGGUACCACCUGCUGCUCUUCUAUCUCCAGGACCUCACUCACCUGAUCAGCAUCAAGACGGAAGGAGGCAAAAUAAAAGACAGUGAUGCUUUAGACCGAGUGGUCACAAUCAGAACGAUCCUGGAGAAGAUGCGACCUCUAGACCACAAACUGAAGUAUCAGAUUGAUAAACUGGUGCGCACGGCUGUUACCGGCAGUUUAGCUGAAAAUGACCCACUGCAGCUGCGUCCCAAUCCAGAGAAUCUCGUCAGCAAACUCAGUGAAUCUGAGUCUGAAGACGAAACAGAGAACAAGGCAGCUUCAGAUAAGAAAGCAGCCCACUCUAGUGGCAAGAAAUAUAUACCACCAAAGAUUGCCCCAGUGCAUUAUGGUAAUGUCACCGGUCUGCUUGAUAAAGACGCCCCAGAGGAGAUCAGAGACAAACGGGACUUCCAGAGCGAGCGGGAGAGCCGCGAGGAGCUCCACAGGAAGAACUACGAGGAGUCGAUGAUGGUGCGUCUCAAUGUGCCGAAGCAUCAGAGGAACGCCAAGAAGAGGGGCAUGAUGGCCAUGUCCAACCAGCUGAGCAGUAUAACACACUUUGGUGACAUCACAGCUCUGACCGGUGGCGAGGCGGUGCAGGAUGGGGAUAACCCACGACCCAAGAAAAAGAAGAAAAUCAUGAAGAAGAAAACCAAAAGAAAAGCUUUCAAGAAACGUAACUAGACCUGAGGACAGCAUGUCAGAGGAUGUUACCAGCAGCUAAUUGUUAUAAAGUCUCUGUAAACAUUGUAAUAAAGAAACCAUUCCUCAUGACCUGUAUCCUACAGUGAA